AUGUUGACUUUCAAGAGAGCUCUGGUAGCAGCGGCCUGCCUCGUCACCAUGCUCUUCCUCGUCAAUCGAUCCCACAGUCCCUCCCCCGCCGACACAUUCACUCCCCAGACCGCCGACUCGUCACACAUCGCUGCCGGCUAUACCACGCAGACCGCCUACACCCAGAAGACGCCCGGGUCGAGCGGCGGCCGUAUGGUCAAGGGGCACAAGCCCGGGGGCCAGCAGAUCCUGAAAGACAUGUCGCAGGCCUCGCUGUCCGAGAGACUCGCCUACCAGUUCCCCUACGACGUCGAGACCAAGUUCCCCGCCUACAUCUGGCAGACCUGGAAAUACACCCCGGCCUCGGCCGACUUUGGCGAGAACUUCAGACCGGCCGAGGCCUCGUGGACCGAGAAGCACCCAGGCUUCAUCCACGAGGUGAUCACAGACCAGGUCGCGGUACACCUGCUGCGACACUUGUACGCGUCGGUGCCGGAGGUGUUGGAGGCGUAUGCCGCGCUGCCCCUGCCCGUGUUGAAGGCCGAUUUCUUCCGCUACCUCAUCCUGCUGGCCAGAGGAGGCAUCUACUCAGACAUCGACACCCACGCCUUGAAAUCCGCUUCCGAGUGGCUGCCGGAGAGCGUGCCGCGGCAGGCGAUAGGACUGGUGAUCGGAAUCGAGGCGGAUCCGGAUCGGGAGGAUUGGGCGGACUGGUACUCCCGACGGAUCCAGUUCUGCCAGUGGACCAUCCAGGCGAAGCCGGGCCACCCGGUCCUGCGGAGCAUCGUCGCGAAUAUCACCCAGGAGACGCUGAAGAAGCAGAAGCUGGGAACCUUGAAGGGCCUCAAGGAUACCCAAGUGAUUGAGUUCACGGGGCCGGCGGUGUGGACGGACAUCAUCUUCGACUUUAUGAAUGACAAGAAGUACUUUGAUAUGAGCAACAGCAAGCAGAACAUUACCUGGAGGGAGUUCACAGGUAUGACAGCUGCGAGGAGGGUCGGGGAUAUAAUGGUGCUGCCCAUCACCAGUUUCAGUCCGGGUGUAGAGCAGAUGGGAGCACAAGACUAUGACGAUCCCAUGGCUUUUGUGAAGCACGAAUUCGAAGGUACAUGGAAACCCGAGGAAUUGCGACACAUCGGUAUCACCAACGACCCGAACGAUCCCAAUAAUCCCGCCUAUGACAUGGACCGACCGCCCAGUCAGUAG
Molecule: messenger RNA, 1185 nt
Organism: Drepanopeziza brunnea f. sp. 'multigermtubi' MB_m1
Lineage: Eukaryota; Fungi; Ascomycota; Leotiomycetes; Helotiales; Drepanopezizaceae
Biological process (GO): protein N-linked glycosylation
Cellular component (GO): mannan polymerase complex
Molecular function (GO): alpha-1,6-mannosyltransferase activity
Source: RefSeq, a predicted model, not a curated record